CUUUUAUUCCUAAAACACAUUUUUUCUACAUCUUAGAGAGGUAAAGGCAAUAUAAUCUCAUGGCGAUGUCGAUCUCCGGUAGUGUGCUUAAUGGUUUGGGUUCUUCGUUCUUGAUCAGCCGAGGCAAGAGAAGCGGUGUUGGCCUAGUAGCUACGAGGGUUGGGCGGAAGAAUGUGAUCAUUUCACCUAAGUUCAAGAAGUCGUGGGUUCCGACAGCCGUCAAAGGUGAUGGAAACUCAAAACUCGACCCCAAAUGGCUCGACGAUGCCUCACAGAAAGCAUCCGAGUGCGUGAAGGAUAAGGGAAGCGAAGUAGGACAUGUGUCUGCUCAAAAAGGACAAGAGGUUAAUGAUCAUAUAGAGAGAGCGAAGUACUAUAUGUUUGAGAAAGCUAGUGAAGCAAUCGACAAUGUGGCUGAAAUUGCUCAGUUUGCUUCGGAGUUUGUGACGGAGAAAGGCAAAGAGACGAAGAAAGAAACUGCUUCGAUGUCCGAGAAAGCCAAAGACUUCAUCGUUGAAAAAGCCGGAGAAGUUAUAGAUAUAGCCACGGAUGUUAGCAAGAAAACGGCUAAGUACGUCGGAGAAAAAGCAGCGGAGGUUAAAGAAGCUAUAAUGCCUCCAAAACCUUAAGUAUAUAUAUAUUUGAUGCAGCCCUAAACAAAUAAAGAUUAUUGAGGCAAUGUAGCAAAAGGAUGUAUUAUUAUGCGAGAUAAUGAAACUUUUAUAGUCAGAACUCUUAUAAAUUGAACUUGAUAUA
This is a messenger RNA of Arabidopsis lyrata subsp. lyrata, 756 nucleotides long. RefSeq names its product protein COLD-REGULATED 15B, chloroplastic. Bases 60 to 629 code for a protein of 189 amino acids. Lineage: Eukaryota; Viridiplantae; Streptophyta; Magnoliopsida; Brassicales; Brassicaceae. The record is from RefSeq and is a predicted model, not a curated record. The transcript has 2 exons.